Messenger RNA from Rubroshorea leprosula, 932 nucleotides. NCBI's taxonomy places the organism in Eukaryota, Viridiplantae, Streptophyta, Magnoliopsida, Malvales, Dipterocarpaceae. The record is from the annotation of a GenBank genome assembly.
UUGUGCAAUUUUGUAGGUGAAGCCAGCCAAGUAAUUUCUUCCAAUAAACUAACAUAAGGCAAAAGAAAGAGUAUGGCCAAGCCAUCCAAUGGUGAAGCAGCCACCCAAGGGUGAUGCUCACAAGUCUAGUGCUUCGUUGGCUAGCAAACAAAUCAAAGUUAAGGCAUCCAUGCCUCACGAAGCUAAAAUGCCCAAGGAAAAUGAAGAGAAGACAAGUGUGUGCAUUGAUGAGCUUUCCUUGCAUAGCCAAUAUAAACUUUCCAUCAUUGUUGACCUCACUAAGAAUCAUCAUACUUGGCUCUUGCUUGCUUUGCGAGAUGUUGAGGAUGAUAAGGCUAGGAUUCAAGUAACUGCCAGCAAAGAUGAAGGUAAGAAGGCUGCUAAAGAGGCUAACUCAAAGUCCAGCGAAGACAGUAAUGUGAAAUCCACCAAGAGUGAUGAAGCAUCAAGAGGUAACCAUAAGUCAAACCAUGAGAGUAAUGAUGAAGAUGAUGGCAUAAUAAGCUAUGCUAAAGAAAGGCGUGCCAUAGACAAGUCUUCCUUUGUUCUAGCCAAGUUGAGUGAUAUAGACAACAUGCGCAGCAAGGCUAAGAAAGUAAUGAUUGAAAAUGCCUUCAUAAAUCUUUGUGUAGCUAUGAGGCACAUAGAAGUAACUUCCUUUGUUGAGAUGGAUGAGGAAUUCUUUCAUUUGUGUAAGGAUACCAAAGAUGAUGCCAAGAACAUAAACUUUGAAGUUGGAGCCACUUGGGCUUGUGAAGGCAAACCUAAUGAAGGUAAGUUUGACAUGGCUAAGAGUGGCAUGGUUAGCAACUGGGAUGAGCAGAUUGACAAGUAGGCGAAGCGUGUUGAAAAAUGUGCAGAAAUCCUUGGCUGAUACACAAGAGCUGAUACUUAAGUUGGAGGCAACAUUGGAAUAAGUUGAGGCACAUUUG